CCUCGAGCAUAACUUUGGAGAGCCUCUAACACAGCGGACCGUUGCCUCCGGAGAAGCAGCCACAGCCUUGGCCCCUCACGGCGAGAGGAGAUGAAGAGGAGGGUGCACAAGAAAUAUUUGAUACUGAUUCUCGCGUACUCGGGUUUACUUCUGCUUGUGCCGUACGUGCUCGACUACCGGGACAAAUCUGUUGAACACGGCAGACACGGACUGCCGCAGCAACAGUCGAGAUGCCCGGAUUUGGCGAACACUGUGGCGAUGCUGUGGGAUAAUAACGGAGUGAACGGGAGCGACGCAUCAUCCACGGAGCCCUCGGGGAACCGGAGCCAGUCUCGUAUACACAUCUACCUCCAUGCCACCUGGAGAACUGGUUCGUCUUUUCUGGGGGAGCUUUUCAACCAGCACCCCGAUGUUUUCUACCUGUACGAGCCAAUGUGGCACAUCUGGCAAGCUUUGUACCCAGGGGACGCGGGGAGCCUUCAGGGCGCAGUAAGGGACAUGUUGAACGCUUUGUAUCGUUGCGAUUUCUCCGUGCUGAAACUUUAUGCAGGGACCCAAAACAUAAGCACAUCUUUUAUAUUUGGGUGGAAAAUGAACAAAGUGAUCUGCUCAGAGCCGCUCUGUGACGCACACAAGAGGCACGAGGUUGGGUUGGUGAGACAAGAUCUGUGCGCAAAGUGCCAAAAGAAGGACAUUCGGGAGCUGGAGAAGGAGUGCAAGAAGUACCCGGUGAUGGUUAUCAAAGGCGUGCGCGUCCUGGACCUUAGCACCCUGGUGCCUUUGGUAAAAGACCCCGCGAUAAAUCUCCAGAUCGUGCAGCUCUUCAGGGAUCCACGAGCCGUCCACAACUCCCGGCUCAAGUCCAAGCAGGCCCUGGUGAAAGAGAGCAUCCAGGUGCUGAGGAGUAAGAAGCAAAAUGACAAGUACAAGCGUCUUCUGGUACCAAACAGGGUAAAUCGUGCAGAAAGCUACGUGUCCAGCGCUAUGGAGCUCAUAUGCGAUAACUGGCUCAAUGACAUGUUCCUGGUCACGAACUCUCCUCAGUGGCUUAAGCGGAACUACAUUAAAAUCCGCUACGAAGACCUGGUCAUGUACCCGAUGGAAGAGCUUCAAAGAUUGUAUCGUUUCUCCAACCUGUCCACCAAUGCAGCUCUAGAUAAGUUUGCUCUGAAUAUGACACAUGGACAGGGGUAUUCCUCAGACAGGCCGUUCUUGAUUUCUUCGAGGGACGCAAAAGAGGCCAUUUUUGCAUGGAGAGAGAGGCUGAACACUGAGCAGAUCAGUCAGGUGGAGGCAUUCUGUAGUGAAGUGAUGAGGCACCUAGGCUAUCAAAAGCACAGCACGGACAAGAAGACGUGAGCUGUCAUCAGGUAUGAAUACGUUUUUCUUCUUCCUACUCCUUUUCGAGAAAUGUGCUUUUCUGUUGUUUACAGUGUAUAUGUAGUAUACAUGAUUAUUGUUUCUCUCUUGGCACAGACUCAAAAUAAAAAUGAAUGAAUGAAUAUAUCAUUGUUUAAUUUUAAUCAUUUGUAUUUUGGAGUAGCUCUGGUAUGGUCUAUAUUUAUCAACAGAGCAAUCAGAAAGUAGGGAAAAAAAUAGUUUGUCUUAAAAAGUGGACUCCUAAAUCUACUGAAUGAUUGUAAUUACUUUUUAUUUUAAGAAAUUAAGAAAAUAUGAAGUUCCGUUUUGAAAGUUCUUGUAUCAGCAGGAUGUUUGUGGUUACACCAUGUGUCUUGGUUUUGUGCUGCUCUGAGCUUGAUCUACUGACCUUUGCCUCUUGACCUGGAUCAUUUUAAAUAUACAAGCGCCAUCUGCAAAGCAUUACACUCAACAUCAGUUCACAUACCAGACUAUGUGUAAUUUUGACUCCUAAAAUAUCUACGAAGGAAAGAAACUUACUUUUACAGUGUGCAAAAACAUACCAGCCCCAUGUACUUCUUCAGCAUCUGGAGCCUGCAUUGCACACUGGAAUUUGCUCAUGGUAUGGUAGCCCUUCAGGGACAAGCUGCUGUUACCAUAUAAGUUAACAACGAGUAACCAAGAGUUAAUCCUAGAAUAUGUCACAAAUUUUAUCUGGCCAUAGUUAUGCAGUUGUUCGUGAAAUGUUUGCAGUAUACAGAUAUUGAAUUAUUUCUUAUUUUAUGUCAGCAUGCUGUCCCCUGGAGCUAAAAAAUUUAUUGCUUUUAUAUCGUUCAGGACAGGUUAAAAAAAUUCAACUUUUGACAUGCAUGACUAUGGAUGAGACCUUAUUUUGUAGUGCUUUAUGUUUCUUUCAGGCUUUUUGGUACAAAUGCAAAACCUUUUUUUUUUUUUAUAAAUAUUUAAGUUAUUAUCAUUAUCUAGAACAACAAACAGAUUCAUGUUCAUGAAUUCAAUACAAUAAGGACCUACCAGGCUUUAAAACAAUUUUCCUCACAUAUUUAUCCACAUUUAUCUUUUUUUUUUUUUUUUCUGUGUACUUUUUCCGCCACCAACCUGGUACCUUUCUACAGUAUCCAACCCUGCUUUGUAGUUACUGUUAGGCAACAUUGCUUUGCAGUGUUAAAACCUUGUGUUUUUAAGUGUAAUACUGAACUAAACCAGGGAAUCAAUCAGGCAUUAUUGAAAAUACUACAGCUUUUUUCUGUUUUGGAUAAUGGUAACAUUUAUACAUUUUUGUGCAGUCAUGAGGGUUGGAGAGAAAUCAGAAGUCAAGAAUAUCUGUCCUCUGUAAAGCCUGAGUGAUCUGAACUUUAAUAGAGGGUGCAUUGUGCUCCUCUUGGACGACUGAGAAGGGGGUCGUUGUCAACAGCAGUCCGUGAUGGGAUAAACCCGGCAGCCUGACACCACCAGCAGUGCCUGGAGGGGCCGGGGCAGCAAGACACAAAAUAAUUUUUCAUUUUGUUUUAUAUAAGGCAGUUUACUCACAUCUUAGGGUUGUCAAAAAAAAUCAAGAGGGAAUAAAUAGUAGUAUACAGAAUAUUAAUUGCAACUAUAUGAGUUAAAAUAAAACUGGAAUUAAUAGGUAUUAUUGAGUAAUACAGUAACAGUUUAGUGGGAGGGGGAUGUUUUAUAGACUAAUCACUAAUUACAUCUUACAGCUUCUUUUGUAAUUAAAUGAAGUUUUAUUUAAUAGUUGACCUUAUAUUGACAAUAUUUUUAAGUAGAUUAUUUAUCAUGUGAUGUUUGUGUUUCACCUACCGCUGAUACAAAUCAUCCAAUCUAAUAGUCCUGUCUCAUUUAUGUUUGAUUGUUAAUCCAGUUCAUUGUCUCUGUUGUCUAUAUGUUUGAUUUAGCCUUAUUGCUCAGAGCUUUACUGUAAUGCUCUGAUGCUCUCCUUUUAUCCAUAUAUUGUACAUUAUUAUUAAUACCAUUAUCUUUCUCUCUUCUUGACAGGGGCACACCACUACAAAAGGCAUGGACACAAGUUCAUUUCUUCAGUGUUAAACUUUAUUGGACAAUAAUGUGGCUGGUAUAACAGUGGAUAUAGGGUUUGCUUUGUGCCACUGCUUUGGUCCUGCCUCUGUCCUUCUGUCCUUUUAGUAGCACUAAUCCCUUUUUAAAUCCGUGUGGUUGAGUCCAGGAAAAACCUGGUAUGGAUUUUCCAGAAAACAACCCGGACAACUUAUCCGUCCAAAAUGGAGCAACUGUGGUACUAGGACUGAAUUCACUUAUUACAUUACAUUACAAUAUGUACUUUUUAAUAUGGAAAUAGCAAAUCUACAAACUCCUAUUGUGAAGUGAUUAUAGUGACUACAUUGGUGGCUUUUACAUCAGAUGCCCUUCCUAAGGUAACCAGUUUAUUUAGGCUUGGGACUGAAGCCUGUUGCAGAUGAUGCUCAGUGGCUGGAUUAAACUAUUACAACUCUCUUAAAAUUGGUCCCAUUCCUCCUACCACAGUUCAUCUGCCUCCUAAUGUGCAGUGCUUUGCAUAGCAUUUUAAUGCUAGAGGAGUGCCAAGUGUCCCUCAGUAGUCAAAGUUUCUCCAAACAUAGUCAAUUAAGGAUAACAAACUAUUAUCUUUGCUUCUUCAGCUAUUAUGUGCAUGUAAAAGUAUUCAGUAAAUGCUAAAUCAAAGUUAAAAGUUACAUAAAAUAGUCUCAGCAGAAAUCGAUGGGAAAACUGCGCAGUUUAUCCAGGUUUGGGACCAGUUCUAUAAGUACAAUAGCUCAGUUACAGUUACAGUACAGUGUUUGAACAAAGUACAAGAGUCUCUUUGGAGGAACUGCAUUGUUUGGAAGCACACCACCGGCCUCUGAGGAAUCCAGACAGCUGCGGCACCCCGCUGACAGAACCCUCACGUGGGUGUGAAGUGUCCAACAAAAAGCUGCUCCUGUCCUCCAAGACUUUAUAGACUGUGAAACUUUUUUUUUUUUAUUAUUAACGUCAUGUAAUAUGUUUUUUUUUUUAAUUAUUUAAUGAUAUGCUGUGAAUGUGAAUCCCUCCGGUGUAUGAAGUGUUGUGGAGGGGUCUCCCAGCAUCAAUGCAUUCAACUUUAGAAGUUGGCUCAGUAAUGGUUUGGAAACCCAAUGUGGGUCUCAUGUAAAAAAAAAAAGAAAAAAAAAAAGAAAUAACUUUUAGACUAUUUAAACUGACUUUAAUAAAUGAGUUGGAAACAAACUGCAGUGUAUUUUUCUUAUCAUUGAUGUUUGCACAGUAAAAGCCACAUUUAAUUGAAUACACCAAGACCAAAUCCCUUUAGAAAUUGUGUGUAUAGUGGUCCAUGGCAUAAAUGAGAAAAGAAAAACAUAUAUUUAUUCAACUUAAGACUCUAUUUGUUCUUCAGUAACUGGUUUGUGACUCCCUGCAACUGUGGGCAUUUGGUGGGGAAUACCCGAAUUAACUACAGCAUGUUAAAAAGAAUUACGCCUACCAUUUAUCAUCACCCACAUAAAUGCAUAAACAUAAAUGUGUUUUGUUUUUUUUUGGUAUUCAGUGCAUUAUAGACCUCAUGUCCUCCCAGUUACCAGUGUGCAUUACCUAUUGGGUGAGGUGGUGAUAUAAAGGUGGCCAUGCAGAACCCAUUCUUUUGAGUUCCGACACUGUGCUAUUUUUGUUUUAUUCUGCAUAUUUUGCUCAUAUAUAUGUGAAGUGUGAAGUAAUUGGAGUUGGAUUAGUACAGUACAUCAUAAAAACCAAACCACAGUCACAGAGAGCAUUGAAAUGGUGUUACGGAUUGAAACUAAACCACAGUGGGAUGUUGAUUUGGUUAUAGCUUUGAAAGAUUUUACUGCUCGUGCUGACAUGCAGAAUGGUGCAGAGACAGGUGCACAAACUAAAAUAACACUUCAGGCUCAAGUUUCUCAGGUACAACAAAAGCAUGUAAAUAUAGUGAAGGACACAGUGAAUAACCUUGGCUUGAGGUGAAGUGCCAAGGCUCUGUCCAAGUCAAUUAUCUUAUUUUCAUUUAUAAAAAUAGACUCCUUGGAAAGUUACACUACAUCAGAAGACCAAUUCAGAUGCCAUAGAAACAAACACAUCAACUACACCAAUUUUUGCCUCUCUAAAGCCAUAAUAAAUUCAAAUGCUGUCUUACAGGGCAUCUGACUGAACACUCAAAAAAGAAAAAAAACAUAUUACAUAAAAAAAAAAAAAAAAAAAAAAAAUGAUUAGACUUAUGCUAUCAAUAAAUGUUACUCAGUCAUUUUACCUUUUGCAUCCAACAUCUUUUCUACCAGCCACAUAUUGGGUUUGGUGUAACUAUUUUAAGUGCCUUGCUCAAGGACAAAGUAACAUGCAUGGGUCAAAGAUGUAAAAUUGGCUUUCUAAAUACAUUACAGCCACCACUCCACAUGUCUUGUAUUUUUUAAACUUUCCUCUAUCGUUUCAGUUCAUUAAAUGUGUGCAUGAGCCAUAAACUGUCAGCAGAACUCACAUCUUAAUGUAUUACAUAACACAGAAGGGUCAAAUAACUUUUUAUAUCAUAGGCAAUCCAUGGGUUCUCACAGAAUGUUUUGAGCAAAACAAAUGAUGACGAAACUUCAGAACCUGUCCAACUGCAAUGGCUUGUUCAGAUGAAAGAUUAAAAAAACAAAAACAAAGUUGCGUUACUUUCCAUGGGAGCUUCACUGACAUUCAUUAUAACCCACAGUCUGUUACAUAACUACAUGCAGUUCCCCUUUCAAAUGCCCACAGUAGCAUAUAGCUCUGUUCCUCCUGCUGUGAAGAAACCAGAUUAUUCCAACAGUGUCUGGGUCUGAACAACAUCAGAAAAUGCAGAAUAGAAAGUGCAUGAGAGAAAUGUGUUGCUUGAAUAACUGGAAAUAUGUUGUAUUGAAAUAAUGCAUAUUAAAAUGUUA
Boleophthalmus pectinirostris (great blue-spotted mudskipper) is the source of this 6278-nucleotide messenger RNA. RefSeq names its product carbohydrate (N-acetylglucosamine 6-O) sulfotransferase 7 (gene chst7). Gene Ontology annotation, biological process: carbohydrate metabolic process; N-acetylglucosamine metabolic process. Gene Ontology annotation, cellular component: Golgi membrane. Gene Ontology annotation, molecular function: N-acetylglucosamine 6-O-sulfotransferase activity; chondroitin 6-sulfotransferase activity. The transcript has 2 exons. The record is from RefSeq and is a predicted model, not a curated record. NCBI's taxonomy places the organism in Eukaryota, Metazoa, Chordata, Actinopteri, Gobiiformes, Gobiidae. The coding region runs from base 91 to 1359 and encodes 422 amino acids.